AUGGCUUUGGUUAUGGAACCUAUAAGUAAAUGGACACCAAAGCAAGUGCUGGACUGGAUGAAAGGUCUGGAUGACUGUCUCCAGCAGUACGUGAAGAGUUUCGAGCGGGAGCAGAUGGGGGGAGAGCAGCUGCUACACAUCACCCAUCAGGAGCUGGAGGAGCUAGGUGUCACUAGAAUAGGACAUCAGGAGCUCAUCCUGGAAGCUGUCGACCUCCUCUGUGCCCUGAACUACGGCCUAGAGACAGAGAACCUGCGGACUCUGUCCCACAAACUGAACGCUUCGGCAAAGAACCUUCAGAAUUUCAUCCUGGGCCGGCGGAGGGGCGGCCAUUAUGACGGACGAGCUUCUCGGAGGCUACCCAAUGAUUUCCUCACCUCAGUUGUGGAUCUCAUUGGUGCAGCCAAAAACCUUCUGGCCUGGCUUGACAGGUCUCCAUUUGCCAGUGUGACCGAGUAUUCAUUACUGAAGAACAACAUUGUGCAGCUCUGCCUAGAAUUAACCACCAUUGUACAACAGGACUGCACUGUGUACGAGACAGAGAAUAAGAUUCUCCACGUGUGUAAGACCUUAGCAGGGAUAUGCGACCACAUCAUCUCUCUGUCGUCAGACUCUCUGGUCUCUCAAUCUGCCCAUCUGGAGGUGGUCCACCUCACCAGCAUCAUGCCCAGUGAAGGCCUGGGGAUGUAUAUCAAAUCGACGUAUGAUGGACUCCACGUCAUCACUGGAACCACAGAAAACUCUCCAGCAGAUCAGUGUAAGAAGAUCCACGCAGGUGACGAGGUGAUCCAAGUCAACCACCAGACAGUGGUCGGCUGGCAGCUGAAGAACCUGGUCAACGCUUUGAGAGAGGACCCGUGCGGAGUCAUCCUCACAUUGAAGAAAAGACCCCAAAACACCCUGAGCUCCACGCCGGCUCUGCUCAGGAACGUCCGCUGGAAACCACUGGGCCUGCAGCCGAUACCCACCAGCCCCACCAGCACCUCUCCUACACCCGUCGGAACUUUGGGAAUGUCCAAAAUGGAUGCCCCGAGCAUGCAGGAUGUCUAUAUCCUUUCUCCUGUUUCUGGACUCUACAGCACCAGGGAGGAGAUGGGUCUGAUGUCAUGCGACGACAUCAGCCGGUACAGCGUGAGCUCCCAGUCGGGCUCCAAAGGUUCAGAGGCGGUUAGCUACUACCUGGAUCAGGACAGCGGUCAGUACUUCUCUCUGCUGGAGGGAGACGGACCUCCAGGGUCUGACUACGACAGGGGCCGCAAUACAGGGGUUCGCCGGCGGGACAAGACCCCCACUCAUGGUGACCUCAGACCUGUUUCCAUGCCUCCCGAAUAUAACUGGAUGGCCGAGGCCAAGGAACCAAGCAUGGGCAAGAGAGGGAGCCGAGAUUCAGACAACUCCCUGCUGCGUUACCUCAGCGACGACAAGAUCCUGGUGAUCGAGGAGGAGCCCGAGGGUCCGGGGAGGGAAAGCCGGCGGGAUUCCACCAGACGCUCUCGGCGCAAGAGCCGCAAUCCCAGCAGCCCUAGCUUUCCCAUCAGCCCCUCUAUGCUGUCCUCCACACUGCGCCUAGACCAGCCACCCGAUGCUUUGCCUCGGGGUUCGGACACACUGCGAGCAGACACAACAGACAGGUACUCAGGCUCAGGAAGCUCAGGAGCGGCCUCCAUGAGGAAGGCUUUCCAUUACACCUCUCUAAGAACGAAACCCAAAAAGAGAAGUAAAGGUUCCCUCACUAGUGCCAGUCGAAGGAGAAUCUCCUGUAAGGACUUGGGCCACGGUGACUGUGAGGGAUGGUUGUGGAAGAAGAAGGAUGCAAAAGGAUACUUUACACAGAAAUGGAGGAAGUACUGGUUCAUCCUCAAAGAGUCUUGUCUCUACUGGUACACCAACCAGAAUGAUGAGAAAGCUGAGGGCUUCAUCAGCCUCCCUGAGUUCAGAAUAGACCGAGCCAUAGAGUGCAGACGGAAAUUUGCCUUCAAAGCCUGUCAUCCCAAAAUCAAGAGCUUCUUCUUCGCCACAGAUUGUCUUGAGGAAAUGAAUAGGUGGAUGAACCGGCUUGGGUUGGCUGCUAUUGGCUACACACCAGAUGACAAAGUGCCACGCCCUGAUGAAGACUACUGGAGUGAGAGUGAUCAAGACGAGGUCGAUGGUUCGAUGACACUCAAGCAGGAGGGACCCUCAUCUCUCUGCGAUACUUAUCACCGCACACCAUCAUCCAACUUCCUUCACAGUUAUGACCAGUUGCCCCGCUCAGUCAGCUCCAUGAGCCUCAUGCGCUCCACUCCAUCCCCACUCCCUCCACCAAUGAGUGCCUCCACUUCCCCCAUCCCUCCACAGAUGGUCUCUUCCACGUCCCCUCUCCCUCCCCAGGUCAAUUCUUCUAGCCCCUUCCCAGAGCCAAAGCACGGACGACAUUUCUCCAGCGAAUCCACACACUCCCACUCCUCGGCCGAGGACCAGCGUGGAGACGGCAUGGGCAUGGGCACAGGCACAGGGAGCACCAGUACCCACUCAUCCGGUUGCCGCUCUUCCCAUCGUGAACGACGCUCCUGGCAGGACCUGAUUGAAACCCCUCUGACCAGCGCGGGGCUGCACUUCCUCCAGACAGCGCCAGGGGAAAGUGAUUAUGGCCUAAUGGGGAGCAUGGCCGGAGACAUGGGGCUUUACGGAGGGAUGGGCAGACAGGGCAUGUCCCCGGAGAGACGUAGGCAGGCCACGCUGCCCGUACGGAGACACCACGCCGCAGAGAGGGACAGGGAACGGGACGGGCCCUUCCCUCUAGAGCGAGGCCCACACUCACACAGCCACACACACCGACGCUCACACAAGCAACGCAGCCAGAGUCUGCCCAGGAACAGAGACCCGAAGCCGGGAAAGCUGUUACACACCUCAGCUCAUAUGGAGGAGAGGAGUGAAGACGAGGAGGCGGAGGGGCAGGCUGCAGAUAUGCUCGAGGGUGAGGAGGACCUGCGGGAGUUGAGAGUUGAGAGCAGAGAGAGGAGGGUGUCUGAGGGACGGGAGCGGAGAGUGUCGGAAGGCCGUGAGCCGGAGACGUUGGACGGGCUAGAGCAGUUGUACCGGGCCCUGGAGCAAGCCAACGUGACAGCCCUAGGAGACCCAAAACCCUGUAGCAGGCAGGAGCUUCGGCGUUGUUUCACUCAGAGAGCCAGAGACCCCCUGCUAAAUGACAGGCUGCACCGAGUCCGAGCCCUCCGCAGCACCUUGAAGGCCAAAGAGUCGGAGCUGUCAGUAAUCUGUGCCCUCCUGGAGGAACCUGGCCUGUGCUCCCAGACCUUCAGAGAGUGGAAGCAGUGGCACAGCGAGCUCUACUCAGACAUCUGCCAGCUCAGCCCCGGCACCAACGGCCAGGAUGACCUCUCCCCACUGGCCGCACCUCUCAUGACCCACACACAUUCCUUCAUUGAGACGCACGUGUGA
Scomber scombrus (Atlantic mackerel) is the source of this 3438-nucleotide messenger RNA. RefSeq names its product connector enhancer of kinase suppressor of ras 2. Gene Ontology annotation, biological process: regulation of signal transduction. The record is from RefSeq and is a predicted model, not a curated record. Gene Ontology annotation, cellular component: cytoplasm; membrane. NCBI's taxonomy places the organism in Eukaryota, Metazoa, Chordata, Actinopteri, Scombriformes, Scombridae. Gene Ontology annotation, molecular function: protein binding. The transcript is spliced from 24 exons. Bases 1 to 3438 code for a protein of 1145 amino acids.